AUGGAUGACGAUACGGACUGCUCGAGUCUGAGCUCCGUGCCGUCCUCCCCCCUCGCGCCUCCAGGCUUCUCCUUACCCUCCCCGUCCCAGGACCUGGAUGAGUCUAGCGCCGGCCGUAGCCAAGACGACGACUUGCCGCCCGCCAGGAAGAAGCGCCGUGUGGCCGCCCCCCCGAAAGAACGCCGAACACAGCAUCUGGACCUGUCCUCCAACGCAGGGCUCUCCUACGAUGAACAGCAGUCGCAGAUCGAUCUCCUGGUGAAGACUAUCCGCCGCCACCGGAAAAUUGUCGUCAUCGCUGGCGCUGGCAUCUCUACAUCUGCCGGAAUUCCCGAUUUCCGCUCCACUGAUGGCCUUUUCAAAUCUUUGCAAAAGAAACACAAUCUCAAAGCAUCGGGAAAGCUACUGUUCGAUGCCGCCGUCUACCAGGAUGAAAAUUUGACUGCCUCCUUCCAGGACAUGGUCCGGUCGCUGUCCGAAGAGGCCGCCAAUACCUCCCCCACCGCCUUCCACCAUAUGCUUGCCCGACUUGGCCAUGAAAAUCGCCUCACCCGCCUAUACACUCAGAACAUCGAUGGCAUUGAAACAUCGAUGCCCCCCUUGGCCACACAGAUCCCACUGAACGUCAAAGCCCCAUGGCCACGUACCAUCCAACUCCACGGCAGCCUGGAUAAGAUGGUUUGCCAAAAGUGUCGAUAUCUUCGCGACUUCGAUCGCGCCAUGUUCGAUCGUCCGGAUGCCCCAGAGUGCCCAGAGUGCUCAAUCAACAACCAAUUCCGUAUCGAGACUGGCCAGCGCAGCCACGGUAUUGGGAAAAUGCGGCCGCGCAUUGUCCUUUACAACGAACACAAUCCAGAUGAGGAGGCAAUCACUUCGGUUAUGAACGCCGACAUUCGCUCACGUCCAGAUGCUCUGAUUGUGGUUGGAACCAGUUUAAAGAUUCCUGGAGUUCGUCGCCUGGUGAAGAGCCUAUGCUCGGUAAUUCGGGGUCGUCGCAACGGGAUCACCAUGUGGAUCAAUAACGAACCGCCUUCUGGAAAGGAAUUUGAAGACUGUUGGGACUUGAUGGUUCGAGGUGAUUGUGAAGAAGUUGCCCGACUUGCUCAGUUGAAACGGUGGGAUGAUCUUUCCGAGGAUGUGUUUGACGAAUGCAAUUCUUCCGAGGUCGAACGGGCCAAGAACAAGCAAGGAUCUGUCUCUAUUGUCAUUCACCCCCCCAAGAAGAAGAAGAAGAAGCAGCAGAAGACUGAGACUGGAAUGCUCACGCCUCCGCCCAGCCAGGACGAGGACGUAUUCAAGGCUGCCGCGACCAAGAGUUGCCCCAACCCUGCCAGCAAAGGGCGGAAAAUUACCGAAGUUCUCAAGGCCCCCAAGAAAGACGCGCCCAAGAAAACGGCCGUCAAAAGACCCGCGCCCAGGAAGCGGACCAAGAAGGACGAACAACCCCAGAAAUCGAAAAUUACCACAUUCAGCAAAGUUACCAAAGCCCAGAAGACUCUGCCUGAUGGGGACAAAUCGUUCAAACUGGACACGGACGAAACCAAGCCGAUGCACCCUGUUCCACGGGGUGCAGCGCGCAAUAAUGGCCCGAUGUUUCCACAUUUAGUGACCCAGGGCGAUGUAACGCCCACUGAUAAACGAUGGCGCGACCCGGAAACGAUUUCUCCCCAGUCGAUUCCCAACGGAAUGGGCGAACUGUUGAACCAAGCGACUGCAUGA
Aspergillus ochraceoroseus IBT 24754 is the source of this 1719-nucleotide messenger RNA. RefSeq names its product putative SIR2 family histone deacetylase (Hst4). The transcript has 2 exons. Gene Ontology annotation, molecular function: NAD+ binding; histone deacetylase activity, NAD-dependent. NCBI's taxonomy places the organism in Eukaryota, Fungi, Ascomycota, Eurotiomycetes, Eurotiales, Aspergillaceae. Bases 1 to 1719 code for a protein of 572 amino acids. Gene Ontology annotation, biological process: pericentric heterochromatin formation; replication-born double-strand break repair via sister chromatid exchange; negative regulation of transcription by RNA polymerase II. Gene Ontology annotation, cellular component: mating-type region heterochromatin. The record is from RefSeq and is a predicted model, not a curated record.